Molecule: messenger RNA, 1266 nt
Organism: Naegleria lovaniensis
Lineage: Eukaryota; Heterolobosea; Eutetramitea; Acrasida; Naegleriidae
Exons: 2
Coding region: 1-1266 (421 amino acids)
Source: RefSeq, a predicted model, not a curated record
AUGUUUGACCAAGCACCUCACGAGGAUCAACCUUUACCAUUCUUUGAAACACCGAUCGGAACAUUUUAUCAAGUGGGAUACUCCAUUGGAGAACAUUUCAAAACAAGAAUUAAGAAUUAUUUAAAUCGAUCGGAUUUACCCUUUCAAUCAAUCUUUUUACCUUUUAUUAGAGAGAAUCCAAAUUGUUUAGAUCCAUGGAUUCAAAUCACUAGCGAACUCUUUCCACACUACAUGGACGAAAUUAGAGGGUUGGCUGAUGGGUCCAACACUCCUUUUGAAUGGAUUUUUGCUUUAAAUAUGCUCAAUGAGUUGCGGAGUAAAAUUCAAAAACAUCAUCAAGAUUUAGAAGAAAAAUUAAAAACGACACAAGUUCCAAAAGUAGGAGGCUGCUCUGAAGUAUUUGUAUUAAGUGACAGUGUGUCUAAGGGAGAGAAAGCAAUCAUAGCACACAAUGAAGAUGCUGACAAGAGUAUGGGAGAAUAUGCAUAUAUUGUGAAAUCAAGAUAUUCGGAAAAGUGUAAUAAUGCAUUGAAAAGCUUUACAAUUGUUGCAUAUCAUUAUCCAGGAACAUUAUCUGGUAAUACAUUUGGAUGGAAUGAUCACUUGAUAUUUGGAACGAAUGGAAAGAGUCCUCUAAAUGUUCUCACAGACAAGGGUAUUCCUCGUUGCUUUAUCAAUCGAAGCGUCUAUGAGAGUGAGUCCAUUGAAGAGGCGUUGGAAACUCUCAAGAAAUAUGCAACACAGAGUGCUUCAGGAUUCUCAACAAACAUUUCAACACGAUAUAAGGUUGACAUUCAUGAAGAAUCUGCCAAGAUACAAAGCAAACGAAACCAAGAAGCAACUUAUCAAUUUUAUAGAAUGUGUAAUAUUGAAUUAGCUCCUCCUUUAGAAUCGAACAUAUAUAUCUCAAUGUACAAUGUUCCUAUUGGAAUUGAAGACGAUACCAAUCAUGAACCCAUUCACUAUGCUCAUUUUAAUCACUAUGCUCACUUGAAGGGAGUUACCGAGGGUAACGUCCCAAGCUCGAGAAGACGAUAUGAACGAUCACUUUCUUUUAAGAAUAUUUGUGAUGAAGAUGGAGUUCGUCAAUUUCUUGGAGAUACCAAAGAUACAGAAUUUCCUCUUUUUAGGCGUCAACAAUUCCCAGAUAAGGGUAAAACAUUGGCGACAAUGAUAGCAAAUGUGGGUGAAAAGAAAAUCAAGAUUUAUGUUGGAAAUCCAAAAUACGAGCAACCUCUUUAUGAUAUUGAUUUAACACAAGAGUAG